AUGGGUGCCAGAGCGCGACGACCAAAGUCGCCACCAUCGCAGCGAAGGGCUCCCCUUUCUUUGAAAGAAGGGAACGCCAACGGCAAAAUGAGCAACGGUGUGGAAAUGCGACGCAAGGCCUCCAAUAACCUCGGCAGCCCGGAGGCUAUCGCUGACAACUACAUUUCUCGUGAGAGCUUUUCGCUGGACGAACCGGUUCCCAAGACGCCGGCCGCGCGCAGUCAUGGAUUUUUCGAGCUGCCCAUACAGGACCAGCGGAGUUUCCUGUUGCUGGUAUUAUUGUACUUUCUCCAGGGCAUCCCCAUGGGCCUUGCCAUGGGAUCGGUCCCUUUCCUUUUGAAGAACCACAUGUCAUAUGGGGAGAUUGGAAUUUUCAGCUUGGCUUCGUAUCCUUAUUCGCUGAAGUUGUUUUGGAGUCCGUUCGUGGACGCGGUCUGGAGCCCCAAGAUUGGCCGGCGGAAGACUUGGAUCGUGCCCAUUCAGUUCCUCUCCGGCUUCAGCAUGCUCUGGCUUGGAUCGCAUGUCGAGAAGAUGAUGGAAACGACCGGAAAGCCGGGUGGUCCUACCGUCUGGGGCUUCAUGACGUGGUGGUUCUUCCUCGUCCUCAUGUGUGCGACCCAAGACAUUGCCGUAGAUGGCUGGGCUCUGACGCUCCUUACGCCGGCAAAUGUGUCUUAUGCAUCUACCGCUCAGACGGUCGGUCUGACCGCUGGCCACUUCAUGUCGUAUACCGUGUUCUUGGCUCUGAACGCCAGCGACUUUGCCAACAAGUGGUUCCGGUCGGUUCCUUCGGAGGAGGGGCUUGUUUCCUUGGGCGGAUACCUGACUUUCUGGGGCUGGAGCUACAUCAUUGUUACCGUUGGACUUGGAUUCCUGAAGCGAGAGGAAAAGUCUCAGAACGAAGACGGCGUAUGGGACGUUUACCGAAUCAUGUGGGGCAUCUUGAAGUUGAAGAACGUCCAGACCAUCAUCAUCGUGCAUCUCAUCGCCAAGAUUGGUUUCCAGGCCAAUGACGCCGUGACGAACCUGAAGCUCCUGGACAAGGGUUUCGGCAAAGACAACAUGGCCCUUACGGUUCUCAUCGAUUUUCCCUUUGAGAUUGGUUUGGGAUACUACGCAGGCAUGUGGUCGCAAAAGUACACACCUAUGCGACUCUGGUGCUGGGGAUUUCUUGCCCGACUGGCUGCCGCCGUGUUUGCGCAAAUCACAGUGGCCAUUUUCCCCAGCAAUGGCGUCACCAUGUGGUACUUGCUUGUGGUGAUUGCGGAGCAUCUGCUGUCGACGUUCACCAACACCAUCAUGUUUGUUGCCGUUUCUGCGUUCCACGCCAAGGUGUCGGAUCCAGUUAUUGGCGGCACGUAUAUGACUCUACUCGCAACUGUGUCAAAUCUGGGCGGUACAUUUCCGCGUUACUUUGUGUUGAAGCUGGUCGACUCCUUUACGAUAGCCACUUGCCGUCCUACACUCGAUGCUGAUACGUCCAAGGUGGAGGGACCCAUCAUUACUGAGGCGUUUUCAUGCGCGGUGCAAGCAGAGAAGGAGAGAUGCGAAAAUGGCGGCGGCACAUGCGACAUGAGCCGAGACGGGUACUACAUGGUGAACAUGCUGUGCGUUGCGUUUGGCCUUGCGUCCUUCUUGUGGUAUAUCAAGCCAAAGGUGCUGCAGCUGCAAAGCCUGCCUCUGCGGGCGUGGAGAUUGUCUCCGACAAGCGACAAGCGGUAG
Molecule: messenger RNA, 1722 nt
Organism: Metarhizium album ARSEF 1941
Lineage: Eukaryota; Fungi; Ascomycota; Sordariomycetes; Hypocreales; Clavicipitaceae
Product: Major facilitator superfamily protein
Exons: 2
Coding region: 1-1722 (573 amino acids)
Cellular component (GO): membrane
Molecular function (GO): acetyl-CoA transmembrane transporter activity
Source: RefSeq, a predicted model, not a curated record